Molecule: messenger RNA, 1867 nt
Organism: Aspergillus steynii IBT 23096
Lineage: Eukaryota; Fungi; Ascomycota; Eurotiomycetes; Eurotiales; Aspergillaceae
Product: U2 snRNP complex subunit CUS1
Exons: 2
Coding region: 99-1757 (552 amino acids)
Biological process (GO): mRNA splicing, via spliceosome
Cellular component (GO): catalytic step 2 spliceosome; U2-type spliceosomal complex; U2 snRNP
Source: RefSeq, a predicted model, not a curated record
GACUCCUAGAAAGCCCAGGGUAGUACAACUGGCUAAGUAGCCUAUCGGAAUCAUCACAAAUUCCUGUUCAGUUCGAGAAAAACUCGUUUAUUCCUGCAAUGAAGGCCAGCAAGAACCAGAUCAGAAGGGCAAGGAAGAAGGCUUUAAAAAAUGAGCCCGCAGUGUCAUCGGCAGUUACACCCCAAACGAAUCACGAGGCAAAGGACCCCCCGGCUGUGGUGUCGAUGGAUGAUUCCAGUGGAGAUAUGUUGCCAGAUGACUCAACAGAUCCACUGUGGGAAAUAUACAAGAAUGUCAUCGAUAGAUUUGAUGAGUCUGGAGGCCCGAUUGGACAUGGGAGCUCGGAGAAACCAGAAAUUUAUUUCGAUGACGACGAUGAAAUACCGGACGAAGGAGAAGACGAGGAACCGAAAUUGUCCAAAAAGAAGCGCAAGGAACUCAACAAGCUCUCCGUUGCUGAGCUCAAGGCGAUGGUCCGGAAGCCUGAGAUAGUGGAGUGGACAGACACUUCAGCACCUGACCCUAAAUUGCUCGUCCAUAUCAAAGCCCACCGCAACGUCGUUCCCGUUCCCUCACACUGGUCACUCAAAAGAGAAUAUUUGUCUUCCAAGAGAGGCAUAGAAAAGCCGCCAUUUGCAUUGCCCAAAUUUAUUCAAGAGACUGGAAUCUCGGAGAUGCGAGACGCUGCUUUGGAGAAGCAGGAACAGGCAACCUUGAAACAGAAACAAAGAGAAAGGGUGCAACCCAAGAUGGGAAGGCUAGAUAUUGACUAUCAAAAAUUGUACGAGGCUUUCUUCAGGUUUCAAACGAAACCUGAGUUAACACGCUAUGGCGAAGUCUACUACGAGGGCAAAGAAUACGAGACUAAUCUCAAGCAUCUACGACCGGGUGAACUCAGCGCGGAGCUUAAAGAAGCGCUCAACAUGCCGCCAGGUGCGCCGCCUCCUUGGUUAAUAAAUCAACAGCGAUACGGACCCCCUCCAUCGUACCCGGCGUUGAAAAUCGCGGGCCUGAACGCUCCUCCGCCCCCUGGAGCCAUGUGGGGCUAUCAUCCAGGCGGUUAUGGAAAGCCCCCAGUUGAUGAGCACAACCGACCCCUAUAUGGAGGAGAUAUAUUCGGAGUGUUGCAGCCUCAGCAGACUGUGCAGCAAGGCGAACCUGUUGAAAGGGAUCUCUGGGGUGAACUUCAGGCUCCUGAACUCUCCGACGAUGGCAGUGAAGAGGAGGACGAAGAGGAUGACGACGAGGAGGAUAUGGACGAAGGAGUGCAGUCUCCUAGUGGAUUGGAGACACCGAGUGGGUUGGCCUCCGCUGUCCCGUCCGAAUAUGCUGGGACAGAGAACAUGGCGGGUGAGUUUGAUGUGCGUAAGCAUUAUCGAGGCACACAAACCGAAGACCACAAGAGCCAGAAAAAUGCUUUUAGGGUUAUCCCAGAACGACAGACGCACGUGCAGGGAUUUUUCGGAGGCGACAGGGUGUAUGAUCUGAACGAAUCGUCAGACAGUCUGCCUGUUCUUGGAACCGAAGAUCAGAAUCGGAAGCGCAAAAAGCCUGGUGAUGUUGAUGUUUCUAUGGACCCGGAUGCCUUGCAGACAGGGGAUGGUAUUAGCAAGGAAGGCAUACGGAAGCUUUAUGAUGAUCAAAGGCAGCAACAAUCCCAUCCCAGUUGGGGGUUUCAGGAGGAUUUGAGCGACAUGAUUGCACAUGAAAGCCGGAAGAAAAUGAAAAGAGAUGAAGAGAGGCGAGCAAGGCAUUAGGGGACAUGUUUCUUUGCAAUAAGUUGUUUUUCUUUCAAUGCCACUCGCUGCAUUAUUAAUAGUACACAGCGGGCUUUUGUAGGUGCUCGAUUUGUCUUAUACAAAAUGCU